UAUCACAUGUACUACAUUUGCAAAACAAAAGCCAUAGGUUGUUACUUCUCUUCGCCUUUUGCUUUGCAAUUGUCACCAAACAAUUCUUGCUUAGCUCUCACAAGCAAGCAUUAUCAACAAUGAAGAAAAUUGUGUUAAAGGUGGACUUACAUGAUGACAGGAUCAAGCGAAAAGCUAUGAAGACAGCAUCUGGCCUUUCGGGGGUUCAAUCAGUUUCUGUUGACAUUAAUGACAAGAAAAUGACCUUAUUGGGGGAUGUUGAUCCAGUGAGUGCAGUGUCAAAGCUACGAAAGUGGUGUCACACUGAAAUAGUCUCAGUUGGACCAGCAAAAGAGGAAAAGGAGAAAGAGAAAGUGGAGCCAGCAAAAGAACCUGUUCCUCUCAAGCUCUAUGAUGCCUAUCCCUUUUAUUAUCAUAUGACACCACCACUGUAUCUGUAUAGUUAAAAUUAAUAGGUUAGAUGUUUAGAAGAGAAUCUUAUAUAGUGGCUGUGUCAUCUACUAAAUUUUAGAAUAUUAUUAGGAUUAUUAUUUGCAGAGGGUGGUGUAACUUUUUUGAUAAAUUCAGACAAGUUUCUAGCUACUUGGGUUUUUGAUAUAUAGUAUAAUGUAUACCUUUGUAAUUUCAUUGGCUUUUCCAGCAACACACAUCUUGUUAGUAUAGUUUGUUGGAAGUAAGAGCAUAUUAAGGAAUGUGAAUGAGUAUGACACAAGUUUAAUCUA
Messenger RNA from Glycine soja, 722 nucleotides. RefSeq names its product heavy metal-associated isoprenylated plant protein 39-like. Gene Ontology annotation, molecular function: metal ion binding. Bases 120 to 446 code for a protein of 108 amino acids. The transcript has 3 exons. NCBI's taxonomy places the organism in Eukaryota, Viridiplantae, Streptophyta, Magnoliopsida, Fabales, Fabaceae. The record is from RefSeq and is a predicted model, not a curated record.